GUUACAAUCAUAACCUUGUUACUUGUUGUAAAUGUAAAAUACAGUCGUGGUCUUUGGCAGUGCAGAUGAUCGAUUUGAAUCAGUGAUAAGAAUUACUAUGAAAACUAUAAAAUAUUACAAGGAACAAGGUGUUAUUUCCUAAUAACAAUCACAUUAUAUAUACAAUUUUGUGUGACAUAUGGAUGGAAUAUUUUAUUGGCUAGCUCUCGACUCACUUAGACAACAGUGAUUCCAUAUUUGGUUUUGCAACUUCUUAUAGAACAAUAACUUCUGCAAUCCGAUAUAUGAUUGACGGAGGAAUAACGACUGCUUUAAAAGAGAGAGACGCUGCUAUCUGAUAACAUUCUCCUAUCAACUUCUUUACUGUGCUGUAUUUUUUCCAAGAACUGAACUGACAAAAGAAAUGUAUAAGACGGAUAUGUUACAAUAAAAAGUUUCCAGUACGUUAUUCGGUCAGACCCACUGAAAGAAAGAUUGGAUUGCCAAAUGCACCGGUAGAGAGGAAGCAUCAUAUCUUCAAAAGAUAAAGAGAUUCUUUAGAGAAAAUAUACAGUUAACUGACCUAGUAGCCAAUCAGUUUGGAACUGUUUGAAUUAUAUAUCUACAAAAGUUGGAGGCAAUUUGUCGGACGGGAAUUCCUUUUUAUAACACUGGAUCUUCCGUUUCUCUAGAAGUGAAUUAAAUUAGACUUUGAGUAAUCAAACGUUAUUUAUUCGAUACGGAAAGCAAACAAUGUAGGACGCUGUAAGAGAUAAUAAGUAUACACGGUGUAAUUAAAUCAGUGUGCUGAAAGGAAUAGAAUAUAGAAUUCAUGAUACCGUGAUUGCUGUGUCAAACUCAUUCCAGUUGUAAAAUUCAUCUACUGUCAUAUAUUCUACAUCUUAAAGCAUUGGGAAGUAAACAUUAAAAAGAGGAUACAACUGAAUGCGAUAUGUAAAUAUUUAAUUGGUUACUUGGAGCACUAUAUAGAUCGUAAGGUGAACUGAAACAAGAUCGGAUUUAAAACUGAUAAAGGAUACUUUCUUGAACAAGUUGCGCUCUAGUGUUUACGUUAGUUUCCCUAGAGAGUAAUAUAUUUGUUGUGUUGAAUAAUUAACAGACUAAAGCGACUGGAAACUGGUUAUAUUUUCUUACUGAUUAAUGAAUUAGUAUUGUUUCAUUCAUUGAGGAACGAAGAAAAAAAUCCAACGCAUCAUUCUGUUUCCGAAAAUUAAAAACAAACAAAACACGGACCAACAAGGCAAAAUAGAAAAUGAAAUACAAAGAACAAUAGAUGUACAAUACUUUAAUACACAAAACACUGAAUUUUUAUAAAAUUUCUUUUAGGCAGGAAAUAUGUCGAGUGAUAAAUACGCUAUGUCAUUAUCGGUGACGGAUAACUCCACUGAUGACUGCCCGGAAUGGUGGUGCGGGGAAACGAGCACGCUAACAAUACUUGAGGCGUUUGUAAUAGUCCUGUGCAUUCUGGGAAGCUUUGGAAACUUAGUUACAGUCUUAGCAAUUUUGUUUUCAAGUCUGCGAUACAGUGUCAACUGCAUCCUUAUAGGAAGUCAAAGUUUUGCGGGAUUCUUGUAUUGUUCUCUUAUUUUGUCAAUGCAAACAGUUAUUUUUCAUCGACAGUCACAUAAAGUACCGGAGGAUUUUUGUUCCGCGGCGGGUGGCAUCCGUUACACAUUGGUUGGAGUUAUCAUGUUGCACCUAAGCGUCAUAGCUUUGUAUCGAUUUUUGAAUGUGGUAUAUAUUAACAAAUACCGCUAUAUGUCAGAACUUAGGCAAUUAUCAAUAGCACUGUCAAUAUGCUGGUUAUUGCCCUUGGUUUUCACCAUUCCACCUACGUUUCGUGUAUGGGGAGGAUUCCAUUUUCAGUCGUCAAUAUUAGCUUGUACAUUUGACAAAUCAACUGACCAAUCAAAUCGCAUUGCUACCGUCACUGCUGGUUUCAUAGUACCGUGUUUAUUUAUAAUAUACUGUUACGCCAGAAUUGGAUGCGUGGCAUACAAAAGCUUUAAACGAAUGAGCCGGUGGAAAGGCAAUACGCCCCAAGGAAAGGCGUUGAGAAUUUCGGCAAUGAUGCUUUGCAUAUUUUUCAUAUUUUUCCUAGGUACAUUCCCAUAUUUUGUACUUAAUGUGACUGAUAGAGAAUUCAAGUAUCCUAUUCACCACAUUUGGACCACGAUGCUUGGCUGGCUGCUUUAUUGUCUAAAUCCAGUUGUGUACACACUGAUGGACAAUAAUUUUAGAACAGCAUACAAGAAAAUUCUAAUGGGAGACUGUGAAAAGAACCCUGUGCGAAGAGCCGGAAGCACAUUCUCGCGUGCAGCGUCUGUAUGAAAGUAUUACUUUAAUAAGAAAUCUAUCUUAAACCCUGAGGAUCUUGGAAUAUUUGUAUGCUAGCUAACAUUACGGAGUCAAUUUUAAAAUCACUAUCCUGGAAUUAGCUAGGGAGAACUUUCAGUUAUGAUAUUGUGCCAUGUGUCGCAUGAAACAUUUGCGUGAGCAUACUUUGACACAGUGUAUGAAAACUUGAGAAAUAACCGAAUAAAACUAUCGUUUCUUCAAGCAGAUAAUUGCCAAUUAUUGCUAUUAGUAUUUUCAUAAUUCUAUCAAAGCUAAGUCCGUUUAUAUUCUUUAAGAAUUGGAAAGUUAUUCAAUAAUUAAAUGUGUACAUAUGACGGUAUAAUUCCGAUAUCUAUUAUUUUAAGCAGUUUGAUUUGAUUGGUUCAGCCAAGACACAUUUUUCUGUUUUGUAUUCAUGCAUGCAGUUCAACGUUGCGAAUACUGGAAAAACGGCGAUAAAUUUCUUAUCUAUUUAUGUAUAAAACGUAUCAGGUUUGAGCACGCAGCCUCUAGCUAGACCAUUUCCUGUUCAAUCAUCAUUACUUCGAUUCAAAAUUCGAUAUAAGCUGUUUUAGGAGGGCAAAUCAUUAAAAUGUAAAGUCGGUGGGGUACCGAAACAUGUUUACUUAGAGUUAAGGAUUAAAUCAGUUUUUUGGUAUUCAUGUACGUGUUAACCCUACUAUGACUGCACACAUGUAACAAAAUCAUGUUUGCGUUGUUCGGUACACCAGGAAAUAUAAUUAAAAGGUGGUUAAUCAGAUUUUGGGCAAGUAACUGAUUUGUUUGAAACUUUACAUCUAAUAAUUUACACCAACAUGUGUCCUCAUAGAUUUCUUUGAAGGCGUUUUUAAAAUUUUAUAUAUCCUGGUUUCCAGCCAAUAUAGAGUUAACCACAAAUAAUGUAAAUUUGAUCAACAAAUACACAUACUUUGACUCAAGAAACAUAUUGAUAUAAUACCAGUUGUAUCAAAUUUGUAUAAGACUUGCAUUAAUAAUAUAUAUUUAGAUGAAAAUCAUUAGAAAUGCAUAUUUGAAAAUUAUCAUUACCUCCCUUUCUCUAUCCUGGCUGCAAAACCAAGAUAGAUAGGAAAUGAAGGAAUUCUUCCCCUUUGGUUCAGAUUGGUAAAACAUCCUGGUAUCUAAAGAUAUAAAUCCAAGUGUAAUUCUAGAUACUUUACUGAAGUGAAAAAGGUUAGCUUUUAAAUAUGUUCAUAUAUAUUUUCAUAUUUAAGGGUUAAUUACACAAAAUAAUAAAAAAUCAAUAAAACAUAUUUUCCUAAUAGGGAUUAACUAGAGCUAUAUGUAGUAGGUAUUUUGGCUCCAUAACUAAAUAUCAAACAUAACACAUAUAAAAAGUGACAUAAAAUGUGGGAUUGACCACCUUUAAUGUUAUAAAUAUCUGUUUAUGAUGUUCAGUGUUUGACUGUGUUUUCCUUAUAUGGCCAUUUACCGAAUAAAGAUUUUGCUGUACGUUGUUUAUAACAACUUAGGCUUUCAUACCAUGGUGACAAUAUUAUUUUUGUAUUUGUAGGGCAACUAAGUUGGUAUGAUAACAUAAUAUAUCAUAAUAUUAUGAACUGUAUAAUAUGCUAUAUUAAGUGCAAUGUUUGAUUCUCUUCAUCAAUAACGCUUAUACAAAUUAGCCCUUGAAGGUCAUGUAAGAUAUAUGAUAUGUGCUACAGACAUACCAAACAUUUUGAUACAGAAAAUAUGACAAAAUGUGUGCGAAUAUGUAAUUCAUUGAUGCAUAUUCACUUGGCUUCUAGAUUUUGGCCAGUCAUUAUAUUCGUGUCGCAUUUGUCAGGUCUAUAUUAUUAUCAUUAUUAUCUUAACCAUUUAUUUGUUAGUAUCGUCUCGUGGUAAGUGAAGGUGCUUUUUAAAAUCAUUUCAUAACGCACUUUUAACGGCCAUUAAAGAAAACGCUUCAAAAUUAAUUUUGAUACAUCCGAUAAAUGUAUUAUUUCUGUUUGUAGUGACGACUUACUGUUGCUUUUAUUCUUGUUAACCACUUUUGAUGCAUUUGUUCAUUCCAGUUUGAAAGAAGAUUGUGAAAAAGAUAUGUUCUUAUUGAAGUGACUGUAAUGUUAUAUUAUGUUUAUGGGAAUAUAGAUUUUAUCAUAGAA
Molecule: messenger RNA, 4460 nt
Organism: Mercenaria mercenaria
Lineage: Eukaryota; Metazoa; Mollusca; Bivalvia; Venerida; Veneridae
Product: G-protein coupled receptor moody-like
Exons: 3
Coding region: 1336-2331 (331 amino acids)
Biological process (GO): G protein-coupled receptor signaling pathway
Cellular component (GO): membrane
Molecular function (GO): G protein-coupled receptor activity
Source: RefSeq, a predicted model, not a curated record